Molecule: messenger RNA, 2627 nt
Organism: Eutrema salsugineum
Lineage: Eukaryota; Viridiplantae; Streptophyta; Magnoliopsida; Brassicales; Brassicaceae
Exons: 7
Coding region: 36-2627 (863 amino acids)
Biological process (GO): DNA integration
Molecular function (GO): nucleic acid binding
Source: RefSeq, a predicted model, not a curated record
AACACUUGGUCCUUAACUGGGAAAAGUGUCACUUUAUGGUCAGAGAUGGGAUUGUGCUUGGACACAAGGUUUCUGCAGCUGGUAUCGAAGUGGAUCGUGCGAAGAUCGACGUCAUGACGAGCUUGCCACCGCCUGAUUCUGCGAAAUCGGUUAGAAGUUUUCUGGGUCAUGCAGGCUUCUAUCGUCGCUUCAUCAAAGAUUUCAGAAAGAUUGCACGCCCUCUUACUGCUCUGCUCUGCAAAGAUGCUAAGUUUGAGUUUACAGAUGAGUGCCUUGCUGCGUUCGAACAGAUCAAGCAUGCCCUGAUCAGCGCCCCCAUUGUGCAGCCUCCUGACUGGAAUUUGCCUUUUGAGGUGAUGUGUGAUGCUAGUGAUUUUGCUGUUGGUGCUGUUCUAGGACAGAAGAAGGAUAAAAAGCUUCAUGCCAUCUACUAUGCCAAGGCUGAGCCUGAGAAAUUUAACGGCUAUGCAAAGAAGAAGUUCCUGAGAGAGCUGCGAAGAUACCACUGGGAUGAGCCAUAUCUGUACAAGCACUGUUCUGAUGGGAUUUACAGAAGAUGCAUUGCAGAGUCAGAGUGCGAUGUUUGUCAGAGGAGAGGAAAGAUCAGCAAAAGACAUGAGAUGCCACAGAAUUUCAUCCUUGAGGUUGAGGUAUUCGACUGCUGGGGUAUCGAUUUCAUGGGUCCUUUUCCCUCUUCUUAUGGGAACAAGUACAUCCUGGUUGCUGUUGAUUAUGUCUCAAAGUGGGUCGAAGCCAUUGCCAGUCCCACCAACGAUUCUUCAGUGGUCCUUAAGAUGUUCAAGACCAUCAUCUUUCCUCGAUUUGGAGUACCUCGAAUUGUUAUAAGUGAUGGUGGUUCUCACUUUAUUAACAAGAUUUUCGAAAAACUCCUAAGGAAGCAUGGAGUUCAUCAUCGAGUUGCCACUCCUUAUCACCCUCAGACGAGUGGACAGGUCGAAGUCUCGAAUCGACAGAUCAAAGAGAUUCUGGAAAAGACAGUGGGCAAAACUCGAAAGGAUUGGGCUGCGAAGUUGGACGAUGCACUCUGGACAUACAGGACAGCGUUCAAAACACCUCUAGGCACCACACCUUUCCACCUGCUCUAUGGCAAGCCCUGUCACCUUCCAGUAGAGAUCGAACACAAGGCAGCCUGGGCGAUAAAGCUGAUGAAUUUCAACAUCAAGUCUGCUGCAGAGAGGAGACUGAUACAGCUGAAUGAGUUGGACGAAAUCAGAUACCACGCCUAUGAGAAUUCGAAGCUGUACAAAGAGAGGACCAAGGCGUAUCAUGAUUCCAAAAUCCUCUCCAGGCAAUUCGAACCGAAUGAUCAGGUACUUCUGUAUAACUCUCGUUUGCAAUUGUUUCCUGGUAAACUUCGUUCUCGAUGGUCAGGUCCUUUCAUAGUCAAAGAGGUUCGCCCCUAUGGUGCUGUCGUCCUCCUCACACCAGAUGGUAGCAGAGAGUUUACAGUCAAUGGACAAAGGGUGAAGCACUACUGGGCCAAAGCUGAGAUUCCGGAUGGACAUAUCGUGAAACAGGGCUGGUGUCGAGCGGAUCGGGCACGAGGAAAAUACCAUUCGCACUUUGCAAGUGUCGCGCGUCACCACCCUAGGUGUCGCCCGUCACUCACAAACAGCCUAACCUCAUCCGAUUUUCGCCCUUUAUCUGUUUCUCUCAACGAUUUGCCAUUCCAACAAGGGAGAUUUCUGUAUGCAUGCGUCGCUGGACUCCUCCUUGUCGCUGAUCCGACUUGCUGGAGAACAUCACUUAUGCCUCCACGCAAGCGACAAUGCAGGGACGCCGCCUCCAGUUCGCAACCUCCAGUCGAAGUAACCUUCCAACUCGGAGACCACGUCGAGGUUUUGGAUGGUGACUUGUGGCAACGUGCAACCGUGAAGGCUGUACUCGCACAAUCUCGUUACAUGGUCACAUUCCUUGACUCCCAGGAGUUGCAGGUGUUCCCGACUUCCCAUCUUCGCCCUGCUGCAGCACCACGAGCCUCCGCCUCACCGCCACCAUCGCCUCCUGCACUCCCUGAUUCACCUGACGAGAGGAUUAGGCGUCCUUGGCCUAAACGAGAGAAUCUGCGCAUUCCAACAUGCAGGAUCUGGGACGAGCCACCUCGAGCUGUUGCUGAGAGCGUUGAGUGUCUACACAGGCCAAUUUCAGAUGACUGGGAUGAUUACGACACUUUCUUCUACAACGCCUGGCUCAAUGUGAAGAUACUCCCCACCAGGUUUUUGGACAUUCUGGAUAUGAGGCGUUUGGGUUUGGAUUCUGAGCUCCUGCGUUUGUUGACGAAGCUUGGAUUGGGAUCUAUGGCUACCAGACCCUACGAUCUGUUUCCUGACCUUGUUCGUCAGUUCCUCGCCUCUGUUCGCAUCUACUACACCAACGAACAUGCUCCAAAUGCGCAGGAGGGCACUCUGACUUUCAUGAUUCGCGGGGUUCGUUACAGGCUCCCCUUUCGCGACCUAUGUGCCUUAUAUGGGUUUCGCAAGGAUCUCCCGAGAGUCACCCUCCCUACUCAGAUGUUCGAUGUGCAGGAUUUCUGGUCCCAUUCUGGGAAUGGGCGUUGUGAUUCGAAGACUACGUCCCAGACCGACGUGCGCCACCCUGUUCUGUGA